Molecule: messenger RNA, 2643 nt
Organism: Fusarium fujikuroi IMI 58289
Lineage: Eukaryota; Fungi; Ascomycota; Sordariomycetes; Hypocreales; Nectriaceae
Product: related to SKT5 protein
Exons: 3
Coding region: 1-2643 (880 amino acids)
Molecular function (GO): protein binding
Source: RefSeq, a predicted model, not a curated record
AUGGCUCCCCCACAGUUAGGCGCGACAUUUGUCCCCGGCGGCUUUGAUGAUUAUUAUAUGCCAGAAGUUGUUGCUCCCUCCCCUCAAAGGGUAACCCCUCAGGUCCCUCAAAAUAUGCAAGAGGACCUCCAGCGCAUGGAGCUCGAGGCUACUUCUGUUGAACCACGAUCACAAACCGAUUCAGGCCCAGGUCCUCGUCACUCUCGUGAACCGUCGCUCUCUACUUACACCAACCCUUGGGGAGCCGACCCGCCCAGGCCCCAGCUGGCAACACAGGUCUCAAGCGACGACAUCCGAGCAUACCAGUCCACCGAUAAGAUCUCCGAGAGUCUCAGCACCAUGAGCUUCGACGCCCCCUCAUUUUCGCCUUUUCCCAAGGUAAAGGGCGAUAACAUCCCCCCAACCGAUGAGGAAAAGGAAGAGAUUCUGUGGAACGCGCGCAAGCAUGUUCUUCACUCACAGAAUGUUUCAAUGCAAAUUACAUGGGCGCGCGACGUCCUUACUUGGGCCGACAUUUCCCAAGAGUCCAUGAUACGCGAAUAUGGCGAAAAGGCCCGACCUGCAACGCCCCGCAUAGAACACGAACUCCGAGUCGAUGCAAUCAACAUUAUUACCUACUUGUCGCAGCAAGAGCACCCUGAAGCACUCUACAUGCGUUCAAAAUGGCUCGAGUUUGGCAAGUUUGGUAACCGUGUUGACAAGCGCGAGGCUUAUAUCGGCUACAAGCGCGCCGCAGAACUUGGUCAUGGACGAUCCGAGUAUCGCAUGGGCAUGUUGUACGAGCAGUCGAACGACAUGUCCAAGGCGAAGGAGCAUUACUACCGCGGUCUUUCCCUCAAAGACUCAGCCUCGUUGUACCGAAUGGGCAUGAUGAGCCUUUUAGGCCAGCAUGGAGAGACGAAAGAUUACUCGACUGGCCUGGAGCGGAUACAGGCCGCGGCCGACAGCUCCGACGAAGACGCCCCUCAGGGUGCUUAUGUUUACGGUAUGCUCAUAGGACGCGACUUACCGGACAUAACAAUCCCCGAGGGCUUGUUGCCCAACAAUCCAUUGACGACAAAGAUGUAUAUCGAGAAGUCGGCUUAUCUUGGGUUUGCUAAGGCCCAACUCAAGAUGGGACAAGCAUACGAACUCUGCCAGUUCGGAUGUGACUUCAACCCGUCUUUUUCUCUUCAUUACUACGGCCUAGCAGCUAAGCAAGGUCUUCCCGAGGCAGCCCUCGGCGUGAGCCGAUGGUUCCUCUUUGGCUACGAGGGCGUUUUCAAGAAGAACGAGUCGCUCGCGUACAAGUAUGCUCAAGAGGCUGCUGCCGCUAAGCUGCCGACUGGAGAAUUUGCCUUGGGCUACUACAACGAAAUAGGAAUCCAUGUUGAGAAGAGCUUGUCAGAAGCUAGAAAGUGGUAUCAGCUGGCGGCCGAUCACGGCAAUCAAGACGCCCUUGGCCGACUCGAUUCCCUGGACGAAAAUAACACUCUAUCCAAAUCUGACCACGAAACUACCACACUGACCCGCAUCAAGUCGCAACACGGAUCCCAGCGAGGCAAGCGUCCCGACCGCUUCAAGCAGCCACAGCAAAUGCCUACUCUCAGUGAAGGAAGUGCCCCUGCUUCACCCUCACUAGACGGACCAGGCUACCCCAAGCCACAUGAUCCGCAGUCCAAUCCUUCUCUCGGAAUACGGCCCACCAUCGUCUCGGAGCACGUCAACUUCCCAGACCCGUCGCGGGCUUCUUUUGUACUCCCUGCGGCAACGGACAGACCUCCUGCCUUCAAUGUUAGAUUGGAUGCCAACCAAGGCCCGGCGCGACCCCAAUCGGCAGCUCCCUAUCCCGAAGACGACCGGCCACCACCACUAACAGUUCGUUCCAAGUCCACCGCCCCUUACCCCGAGGACGAUACCCAAGGUCCUACUUCUCCCCGUUUCAAUCAAGGCGGCCGCAUGGGACCCCCUUCAGGACCACCCUCAGACCGCCCAUCAAGUGCUUUUGGCAUCAAGCCACAAUCAGGUGGUCCUCGUCCUAUGCCGCAAUCUCAGUCGAUGGGCAAUCUUCACCCUGGAGGCCCAGGAGGUCCCGGCCGACCUGAUCCCCGCAACAGAGCUGCAUCCACUGGAUGGGAAGGCCAACAAGGACCCGGAGGACGUCCUUCUCCCUAUCCAGAAGACAACGGAGCACCGUACGGUGGAAUACAAAAGACACCCACUGGUGGCCAAUACUCGCCGGGCUUGCAAAACCCUCAGUCCCAAAACUAUGAACGCUUCUCGCGCGUACCUGGAGCCAGUGGGCGCCCCGAGCGUGGAAGCUCUCUACCCCAGAAUCAGCAGCAACAGCAGCAACAAUUACCACCUCAGGUGAAUCGACCCCCACGAACGUCAAGUGCUCAGCCGCCAAUGGUGUCUGGUGGUGCUGGCCCAGGCGGCAGGCCGUCUCCGGGACCUUAUGGCGGACCUCAAGGGGGCCCAUCUGGUCCUCCAAGAACUGGAAGUGCACCUCCAUCGCAGUUCCAGCGGCCCGACAACAGGCCGAGCCCUGCUCCCAGCGCUGCAACGAUGCCACCAAAGGGAGCAGGCAAACAGGGACCUGCAACUUUUGAAGAUAUGGGUAUCCCACAAGGAAAACAGGACAGUGACUGUAUCCUCAUGUAA